UCUCAAUGUACGCCUUCUUCUUCCCUCUGCUGGUGAAGACUUAAACCUCAACCUCCGAUAGGGUAAGGGUCCGUCAUUGGGAUGGGUGGCCCAGCGAGGGCUCUUCUCGGCGGGUUCAGCACCACCACUUCUUCCCUGCAGGUUGGCGCUCGAAUGGCUUGGCCCAGCAACAAGCCCCUGGACCUCAACCAGACCCUGUCGCUCGGGUUAGGGUUCGGGUUCGGCAGCGGAGGUGCGGCGGCCAUGAGUGCAGGUCUAGACAAUUUCACCCAGGAGUCGGUGACCAGGUCGGCGAUCAAGGACAAGAACUGGCCGGCACUGCUCAUACUCGUCAUCAUCGCGCUGACCAUUGGCGGCAACAUCCUGGUGAUCCUAGCAGUGUCGCUGGAGAAGAAGCUCCAGAACGCCACCAACUUCUUCCUGAGGUCGCUGGCCGUGGCAGACAUGCUCGUGGGCAUCCUGGUCAUGCCGGUGUCCCUCAUCAACAUCCUCUAUGACUACGCCUGGCCCCUCCCCAGCGCCCUGUGUCCCAUCUGGAUCUACCUGGACGUGCUGUUCUCCACCGCCUCCAUCAUGCACCUGUGCGCCAUCUCUCUGGAUCGCUACGUGGCCAUCCGAAACCCCAUCGAGCACAGCCGCUUCAACUCCAGAACCAAAGCCAUGAUGAAGAUUGCCGCCGUCUGGACCAUAUCAAUAGGUGUGUCGAUGCCCAUCCCGGUGAUCGGCCUCCACAACGAGGACAAGGUCUUCGUCAACGGCAGCUGUGUCCUCAACGAGGAGCGCUUCAUGCUGAUUGGUUCCUUCGUGGCCUUCUUCAUCCCGCUGGUCAUCAUGGUGGUGACGUACUGCCUCACCAUACAGGUGCUCCAGAGGCAGGCCACUGUCUUCCUGUACGAGGCAAAGACUUCCUCCCAGCAGCCUUUGCACACACCAGCAAUCACAUUGCAGCCUCCGCCCAGCACCUUCUCCCUUCCUCAGAUCAACACGAUCUCUCCUUCAGACUCGCAGGAGCUGAAGCCCCCUCCUCCUCAGAGCAGACGCAACACACUGGGCUGUCUGAAAGCAGCAGAGCCCGGCAUGCUGCUCAGCACCCUGACGCCGGACUCCAUCAGCAUCGUCGGCAGCUCCGAGGUGGCGUCGCAGCUCAGCUCGCCGGCCGCGGGGCCCGGGCGGAGCGACAACUCGGGAUGCCACGGGCGACGAGGCAUGAUGCAGGCCAUAAAGAACGAGAGGCGGGCCUCAAAGGUCCUGGGAAUCGUCUUCUUCCUCUUCCUCAUCAUGUGGUGUCCCUUCUUCAUCACCAACGUCACCUUCGUGCUGUGCCGGGGCUCCUGCAACGAGUCGCUGCUCAACGACCUCCUCAACGUCUUCGUGUGGGUGGGCUACAUCUCCUCUGGGGUGAACCCUCUGGUCUACACCCUCUUCAAUAAGACCUACAGGCGGGCGUUCUCCAGCUACAUCAGGUGUCAGUACAAAGCGGGGGCCAACGCCGCCGGACAGAGUUGUAAAACCCUCCUGGUGGCCCCGCAGUGCCCGUCGCACUCCGUGACCCCGCUGCUGAUGAUCCGGGACGGGAAGGCAGGCAUAGACCGCAACAGUAACUGUCGUAACGGGGGCCAGGGGGACAACGGGAGGCUGGCGGUGGACCCGGACGACAUUACCGACGACGAGACACAAAUCGGAAUAGUGUCGCAGAGCCUCUCCGAGUGCCAGAACAUCGGGAUGCUCUCGGAGACGGAGGUGGAGCCGGAGACGGAGAUGGAGCCGGAGCUGUCACUCAUCAGCUAUAUCCCCGCCUCCAGAGAAGACACCAGCAGCGUGUGAUUGCGUGUUCCUUUUGCGUGUUAUUUCGUAACCUGCAGACUCUGGGCCGAGCAAAGAGCCAGAAAUCCUAUGACGUUGCGAUGAAAACCUGCAGUUGGGGCUUUUAUUGAGAAAGGACCAGGUUGAUGGAGCCUCAUCCAAGUGCAAUACAUUCUACAAAACUCAAAGAUAGAGUUUUAAAAUGAAAGUUUUUGACGUGUUUCUUUUCUAUCAGGUGACAAAAUGCUGGUUCUCAUAGCAUAAAGGGAGGAUUGAAGCAGUCACAGUGGUCUCCAUGGGGACUAAACUAGAGGAUUUGACAAAAAAGCAGUCUCAUAGUUAACCUGGCAUGACGUCACAUGGCCCUCCAUGGAGUCCCACUGACGCAGGUUACACAGUCAAGCUACUACGACUCGAGGCCUUCACACAGUCCUGAUGCAGUCCGAGCUCUGCUUCACGUGGACCCUCCUCCACGCCAAGCCAACUAAACCAAAAUCUAUUUUUGUGCCGGUCAAGCUUUGGCUACAACAGUCAUAGCAAAUCGUAUCUGAAUGAACCUUUCCAGCAUGUAUAAUCAAACUGUUCAGCCGACAGAAAAAGGGACUUCUCUCCGAAGGAAACUUUCUCCAGAGGAAGGAGAUGAAGGAAUGUACGACGGGUGGAGUCACAGUGCUAUCUGGUGGUCGCACCUGGGAUUGAACGAGGGUCUUAUAUAUAGAGCUAAACACAUGCAGGUCCAACACAGCUGUCAGGCUCUUUGCUUCUGUUGACCACUGAAAAAAAAGUCCCAACUUUUAAAGGUUCCAAUAAAGUAAGAGGGGGCACCGUUUGUAACGUGGGGGUGCACAAACGCACCUCAGAUGUCAUUCUUAAAAGGAAUCAAAUAUAGAUAGAUUUAGUUUUUCAGUCACUGUCAUUGCUUUCAUUAAUCAGCAACCCAUUAUCAUACAUUUAAUAUUUCAAAACUCACUUUCCAAGAUGUUCCUUACUUUGGUUUUCCCCAAAAACUGAAUAAUUGAAGACAUUUAAUGAUGCAAAUUCAGCAUAUUGAGAUUAUCCUGCACUUUUAUCCAAUGAUUGGCCACCUGUACAUGUCCUAUUAUCAGAUCACACAUCCACAGAGCAAGAAGAAGCAGAAAAUUAGGGUUUUCUAUUCAAAAUCAGGCAUUAGACUUGUGCUUCUCUCACCAUAAAAACAAAAUUUGCUUCGUCGAGGUCAAAGAGGACGAACAGAAGGUGAGCUCUGGUGUUUAAAGGUGUAUAUAUGCCGUGAUGACGGGUUUUAGGGAUAAAAAGCCUGCCAAUAUCUCCCAAGAAUUGCAGCUUUGACCCCUGAUUCAACAGUCUUGACCUCUCUGAUCUCUGUCCACGUUACAGUCCGUUUAGCGCGAGCCACCAGAGUGGGACUCAGAGAGCGAAUAGCUUUAGAUUUCAUCUGUCGCUCGAAUCGGACAGAAAGUCAAUACACUACGAGACAGACCCCUGACUCUAUAAAGACCCACUCUCACAGCUCCGUCUUACACCUCCCUCCUCCCAUGAUUUAUUGGCAAUCCUAGUGAUUCCUCCACGUCUCCCAUCGGCUGAAACAUCUGCGAUACACUGCCUUUAGAAGAGGACUCAAUAUUGUGUGGGUUUAGCAUCAAACUGAAAAUAAAGAAGAUAAAACUCGUAUAAAAGUGAUCGGCUUUGUAGGGUUAGUUUUAUACAGCUAAAUGGUUCGUGUUGUAAAGGACAUCCAUUCAGAAAAGUGAGGUCUUAAAGAGCCACUCCACCAAUUUACACUUUAUUUGGAAGAUGUGGGCAAUUAGGGAGCAGCAGAGAGAUUCAACGGAGGUGCAUUAUGGGAAUUGUAGUGUUUUUAACAGAUUGACACUACCAAUCUUGAUUUCUCCUCCUCUGCUGCUUCGAUUUCUUUCUUUUUAGUCUCCUAACAUUAUUGAAGUGCUCGCUGGAGUACUCCUUUAAAUUAGGAAAAAACUGAAUUAAAGAAGUCAAUUAUUGAGUUGAAUAGUCAAUAUUUCAUUCUGGUGAAACUCCCUUCAGCCAAAAGUACAAACAUCUGAAUGUAAACCCCCCCCCCCCACACCCCCUUUUUUUUACUCUUUCAAGGUCAAAAAGCAAAGCCAGCAGCGGACCAAUCACAUCCAGAGCCUGAGGUCUGCAGAAUUAGAAUGAACCAUGGGAACUGGGAGUCCCUUCAUUCUGAUUAUGUGCAUCUCUGUAUCAUCCCUCCACCAUGUGUACGCUACAGACUUCCACAGUGGUCCUUGACACCACUUUCCUCUCCACAGGGAGGGGGUCUACAUGAGCUAAUGUUGGCAAGCCGCCAAGGUUUGCCGACAAAUAUUGUGCAUGUUUGAAGUAAUGUUCAAAAGGUCCUCUCUGCCUCAUUCGUUUUGUUAUUUUUGGUUCUGUUUUUUUUAAUACUUGUAAGGAAGGAAACUUAGUAAAAAGAACAAACAAAGAGCAAUCAACAAAAUGCACAUUGCAAAGAGUUUGCAGGCAUUUCAUCUUUUUCUAAACACCAACAUAAACAAGAGAAGAAGAAGAACGGGUUGUCUUUGUUGCAUCCAGGUGUGAGCAAACAGAGCUGAAGUCAGACCAGCCAACUCAGUGUGUCGCAAUGUAAUACCUGUGUGUUUCCUGUGUGUGUGCCGGGCCCGGAUCAAACUGCUACCUGAAAAUGAUCCAGUAAAUGUGUUAUCGAUGGAUGCUUCAGGUUGUCCCCGCAGAUCCUGUCCGGCACACGUCCAGACAGAUGAAAGCAAUCACUGGGACAAAGCUUCAAGAGGGAUUUCAACUAAUACUUUGAUCCAGGUCUGGUGUGUAUAGAAAUAGUAAGAGGCGUUUAUUGACAGAGUUUCAUAUUAGUACCUUUCAGGAGGGAUGAUUUGGUUUUGUUCCCUCUCUGUUACUGUAAAAUGUUUCCUGCUCAAACAAUCACAGCAUAAAAUAACUCCAAACAUAAAUGCUUUCAGACAACAGGAAGUGGUUGUUUUAUAUGAAGCGAGAACCAAGAGACUGUUAGCCUAGCUUAGCAUAAUCACUGGAAGCAGAGGGAACAGCUAGCCUGAAUCUAUCCACAUUUUUUUAGACCGCACAAAAACCAUUUUGGAACCUUUUUUUUUGGGCCAUAAAUACAUCCCUCUAUAAAACUACAAUUUUUGUUUAUUUUCUACAAAUGUAAUAAGAUAUAAGAUGUUCAUUAGUUGGCUGUGGAGAGUUUGGAGACAGAUUCCUUCUUUUCUUGGACAGAACCAAACCAACUCCCCUUGUUUCCUUGAUUAGUGCUAAGCUAGGCUAAUUAACUACUCUCGUUUACUACACAGAAAUGGGAGGGGUAUCGAUCUGUUCAUCAAACUGAAGCAAUCAACCACACCACUGCAUCCUAGCAAUGUCAAAGAAUGUAGGAACUUCGAUAAGGCCUGGCAAGCUAACUUUUCCUACCAUUUGUGAGAAACCUUCAGAUUCUACGGUCCAAACCUUCUUCUGUCCCAGCAGCUGUCUCACCUAUCCUCCCAAACAUGAACCUCUGUCAGUAACCGUCUCUGAGAAGAGCCAGGGCUGCAGGAUGUUCAAGAGUUUGGCAAACCCAACGUCUCCAGAGCACCUUUCUGUAUCAUCAGCACACACACACACACUCUUACACACACACACACACACACCGGUUGUCUGGUUUGUCUGGCUCUUGUUUGAUCCGCCGCUCGUGGGUUGGCUCCCUUCCUAGGUGUUGAACCUUCUUCUGUUUUGCAGUGGCUGUUUUUUUUAUAUCAUUUUAAUUGUGAAUGUUUGUCCACGACACGUUUUGAGUUUAUACGAUGAGUAUGCCAUCAUACACACAAUGUAUAUUUCUUUUUUCUGUGUGAAGCUGCUAUUUAUUUAUUAAAAUAUUAUUCUAAUGUG
Messenger RNA from Eleginops maclovinus (Patagonian blennie), 5706 nucleotides. RefSeq names its product 5-hydroxytryptamine (serotonin) receptor 2C, G protein-coupled-like 1 (gene htr2cl1). Gene Ontology annotation, cellular component: plasma membrane; dendrite. The coding region runs from base 82 to 1824 and encodes 580 amino acids. Lineage: Eukaryota; Metazoa; Chordata; Actinopteri; Perciformes; Eleginopidae. Gene Ontology annotation, molecular function: neurotransmitter receptor activity; G protein-coupled serotonin receptor activity. Gene Ontology annotation, biological process: G protein-coupled receptor signaling pathway, coupled to cyclic nucleotide second messenger; release of sequestered calcium ion into cytosol; chemical synaptic transmission. The record is from RefSeq and is a predicted model, not a curated record. The transcript has 6 exons.